CGGGAACUGGGUGACUGUCCUUCGGCCUCCCGCCCUGCGCAGCCGGGACCCGUUUCUUAUUCCCGCUUCUGAGCCAGCAUGAGUGCCAGGAAACCGCCCAUCGGCAGGAGUCCAGCCAGGGCCCCCCAGACACAUCCCAUCACAUAUUACUUUCCGCAAGAGAAUGUGCAGGAUUCAAACCCCCCCACGCCAAAAAGGAUGAGAUCCAACCCUGGUGCCAGUGCUCUGAAAGUAAUUGGUAAUACGCCGAUUUCUACUGAGAAACCUGGAACCCAAGACCCUGAAUCGAAUGCCAGUGAGGAUAGAAAAUUCACUGUUAACUUAGGUAAAAAUGGAGGGGAGUAUGUGGUGAAAGGCAAAGCCAAUGACAGUAUUUACGGGGCCCUGAUGGCUCUGCAAGAUAUCCGGACUCACAUCAAGAAGCAGCAGGGCAAGGAGAUGCAUCUGCAGGGGAAGAGGGAGAUUAAGGGGUUUGUGAACUUGGGAAUGCCCCUCAAGUGCCUGCCUCAGAAGUCCCACUUUGAAAUGAAGUUUUAUAAAGCGAAGGGAGACCAGGAAGGUGGUGAGCAAGGAUACCGCCAACUCGACAGCACAGGGACUGAAUGCGUUGUAUUUUAUAUUGCACCCAUUGGAAAGAAAGGGCCUGAUGGGGCACAAAUUCAAAAAAUAAUGCGCCAGGAUUUUAUAAAAGAGCGCUGCAAGAUAUGCGUCUUUGCCCCAAAAGGGGAGACCAUCAAGAAUGCUCUGUGCAAGGAUGGACGGUUUCUGCCCCUCUUGGAGGAAAAGGAGUGGUAUCUAGUGGAGAACAGCGAAACAUUACACUAUAGUCACUAUUCUGUCGAUGACUUAGACAAUCAGUCAUUUGAGGUGCAGGUUGAAUCUGAGCGUGCCGUUAAGGCAAGGACUGAGCAGCGUGGUGGGGCCCCUCGGGAGCGACAGGGGGAAGCAUUCUAUCAGUUUAAACUAGCUGUUCGGGCCCAGUACCCUGAUUUAGAGAAACAAAGUGAAUUGAUCCAAGAGUUCUUUAAGGAGGAAGUUAGUGAGUCAGGCAAACAUGUCAAAGCUCUGCUGGAAUUGCAUAGAAAAAAUUUUAGUAAGGAGGCGAAGAACUCCACUCCGGUUCGGGUGCAUAAACUCCUUGCUGGACUCAGCAACUCAGUAGGGUAUGUAGAAUGGGACUACAACGGAAACAGGGGCUGUGCCACUGGCUUUGUGUUAUGUGAUGGGUACAUCCUCACCUGUCAUCACGUGGUGAGCGAUGUAGCAGGACCAGGAGUUGAGGAGCAGCACUGGGCAGAAAUUAGUCAGUCUGUCAGGGUUUCCUUCUCUUAUGAAAACAAACAUCCUAAGGAAGAUGAUUGGUUCUACGUAGAGCCUUGCUUGGAAGUCUCAGACCAGGCUCUUGAUUACGCCAUCUUGAAAUUGAAGAAAAGGAGCUCUAAAUUCCCAAACGGGUUGGCAAAAUAUAUAUCUUCACCACCACAUAGCGGCCUGAUUUAUAUUAUUGGCCACCCAGAUGGAAAGGAGAAGUCCACAGAUGGCUGUUCUAUAGUAACCCCACUUGAGCGGGGGUGGCGAUGCAUUGAACGCCUCCAGAAAGGGCAGGUGGAAGGCCACAGCAGUACCAAUUGUGGUACCAUCCCUGAGAGCAGAACCACCCAGUGCAUCCACAUGUUCACUCCAAGGAGCUUCCAGGAAGUGACUACCAAUCCUACCGUAGUCACCUAUGACACCAGUUUCUUCUGUGGCUCCUCAGGCUCACCUGUGUUUGAUGCUGUGACGAACUGGGCCUAUGCGUCUGGACGCCUGAUCGCCAUGCACACCGCUGGCUAUUUGUACAGUUACUGUAAACAGGAGCACAGCAUUGUUGAGUGGGGCCAGUUGAUAAAAGCCAUUUUGUCUGAUAUCAAAAAGAAGAAUCCAGAGUGGUAUAAGUCUGUGCUCGAAGGCCAUCUGAGAGAUACUGAGGCUCCCUCUGGUGGCUCUGAGGACACUGCAGAGGUUCCCCAUAAUAACCCUGAGGGAGCCCUCAGCGCUGAGACCAAUGAUGUGAUAAUGGAAAGUGACAGCGACUUGGAAAAUGAUGACUUAGUGGCGGAUUUAAUUCCAUCUCCGAGACCCUUUGCCUGAAUCCUUGCGAUGCUUUUCCAAUGCCAUCUCCCAGUGGCCGGUUUGUUGGAACAAUUUUAUCUCUGCGUUCCAUAACCUUUGUCAUUCAACUUAUUUUUGCUUGGCAGUUCCCAUCAAAAUUGACCUGUGGACUUACCCACCCAUAAAAUCCCCAUUCAGCUGACUUGGCUUCACUUAUUCCACGUGAAUGCUCACUUACACCUUGGGAGGUGGUGGUGGUGGUAAGAAGAGACCCAUACCUUCAUGGGUCCCGUUCCAUCAUUUGGGCUGUGUAACAUGCAUCUUCACUGCCAAGAGGUGCAACUAAUUAGUGGGCUGUUAAAAUGGAUUCUGUAAUUUAAGCAAUCUUUUAAAAUACAAUGUUCUGUCUCCCACAGGAAGAACCUUACUCUGAGGCCUUUGUUUCUUGUAAUGAAGCAACAGGGUCAGAGUUUCAAAUUAGGGAAAUUUUAAACCAGAAGUCUAAUCCAAAAAUGUACAAUUUCUUAAAUUUUGUCCGUGUCUUAUUUUUUAAAUUAAGUCAUGAAAAUAAGUGUUAUAAAAUAAAAUAUCGAAAGCCUUAACCCAAUCCAUAGUCUAUCAGGGAGGGAUUGAACCAUACUGCAGGGCUUUUUGUUUCAUGAUGAGGUUUUGUCUACACAAAAAAGUUGCACCAGUUUAAAGGUGUGAAAUAAACUGAUUAGUUCACAUAGAUCUCUGCACUUGUUAAACUAAAUCACUUUCAUUUCCCAUCUUUAUUUUAACGGAUGCAACUUUCUCAUGGCUUCAAAACCAGCUGAGUCUUUACAGAACUUCCAUCUGACAAACAAGUUUUAUGGAGAGUAUAAACUUUGUGGGUUGAGAGGAAGCAACUAAUAAAACAGUUGCUUUACUUGCUUAGAAUGAAAAGACCCCAGGACAGCAACAUCAGAAGUUUACCCUGACGUGGUUAAUUUGACUCACCAAGAUUGAAAGGUGAACUGCAAACUACUUUUAAAACUGUGCUUGUGCUGUCUAAUACCUCCAAGAGGCAAAAAUAUUUGAAAGUUCUUACUUUGUGCGUCUUGAUCUCUGCUAUGUCUCAUGGAGAUUCAUUGUGAGCUCUUGCUCCUUGACUAAAAGGGUGAGGGUGUUGAAUCUUCCUUUAUGCAAAGGCUUCCUUUAUCCAAAAUGUUAAUCAGUCAUUGAAGUUAAAUAGGUGUAAAACAAAACCCAAAACUUUAAGCAGUCUGCACUUUUACAGCACUUUUUUUGGAGCAAAAACAAGGAUAUUAGCCAUGCUAGUCUAACUAAAAUCUGCCCUUGAUCAUUAGAUUUUAGCAAAUAGGAAGGAAAAACUUGUAAUUUCAGUCAAAGUUCUUCGUGUCUCUUCCUGUACAUUGUGCUGUGCAUUGUCCCUGUUAAAUUAUGUUUCUCCCUAGCGGUAACGGUGUUUUAGCAGUUUGGAAGGGAUGAAAGAUGCAUGUCUCUAUAGGCUUUAUAGCUCUGGCAUUUUAACUCUUUCUCCUUCUGCCUGUGGUACUCACAGGUGAUGGUCUCAGGAAUAAGAGUGUAUUUGCACGUUGCUUUCUCUUGUAGUCUAUCGUUUGACUAAUGACUUUUCGCUUUCCAUCUCUACUGGGAAUAAGCACUCAGGAAUCAGGCUGGUCAGGAGAGAGGAAGUCACUGCACUUUUUAUUAGCUGCACUAACACUUAACUGACUCUGAGUCUGCUCAGGAUUCUGGAAUCACUUAGUUCACCCUCAGUACGCUCAAAGGCGUCACACAGACAUUAGCAGCAUCACUUCCAUAUUAACACUACAUUAUCAUCAGCUAGGGUGACCAGACAGCAAAUGUGAAAAAUCAGGACAGGGGGUGGGGGGUAAUAGGAGCCUAUAUAAGAAAAAGACCCAAAAAUCGGGACUGUCCCUAUAAAAUCGGGACAUCUGGUCACCCUAUCAGCAGCAUAACUAGUAAUUUAUCCCUAGCAUUACAAGCUCACUGGCAAUAUAUAAAAUCCAGGUGUCCCAGUCCUUGUGCGUCAGGGCAUGAAAUGAUCACCCAUGGUGGGGUCUGAGAAGGAAUUUCCCUCUUGUUUGACACUACGCAGUUGGCAACGUGCAUUAUGGGGGCUUUUUGCCUUCUGCUUAAGCAUCUAGCGUUGGCCACAGUUGGACUGAGAUUCUGAACUAGAUGGACCAAUGCUCUGAGGUUUUUAUAGGAAAUCUGUUCCUCUUUGCUGUUUAUUCUUUCUUCCAAAACCCCAAGUGAUGGGUUAUAGUUGGAUUUAAAUUUAUAUCUAAACAAUCAGUGUUUUGUGUGUGUGGCUGGGGAAGAGAUUUUUUUGCCUUGUAGUUGCAUGAAAUUUGAAUUGGUGCAGCAAACUCUACAUACAGGGAACGACAUGCACACUUAUAACUGAAAUAUUGUCUUUAAACUAAAGACUUAUUCUUAUGCUCAAAUAAAUUUGUUAGUCUCUAAGGUGCCACAAGUACUCCUAUUCUUUUUACAGAUACAGACUAAUACGGCUGCUACUCUGAAAUCUAUCUUUAAACUGGGCCACAGAAUGACACAUCCUUCUUCAGUUUAACCUGACAGAUUCCUUUUUUAUCUCAAUGCCUGGGGGAUAGUGGGGGAUGGGGGAGUUUCCUGCUCUUUUUGUUCUUGCUCCUGUGAAUCAUUUAAAAAUAAACAGUGCCCUACACUGCUGGCAACCCAGAGGUUGCAGCCUUAUGUUACCUCAUAUGAACUGCAAGGUGAAACUGACUCGUCAGUUUCAUUGAGCAAGUUUGAGACUUACACAAAGAGUACAUCAAGGUCAUAAGUAAAUUAGAUGAGUGAUUUGUUUUUUUUAAUUUCUAAAAUGAAGUUAGUCACUAGAUAAAGGAAAUAAAGGCUGUUGAAUCUGAAAAUGUCUCUUAAAAAUUCUUAAUGGGAUAAAAUGUGUUCAUAUCUGUGUAUUGAUGCUCAUGUGCCAAUUAUAAACAUACGUGCUGUGCCAUGUAUCAGAGGGGUAGCCGUGUUAGUCUGGAUCUGUAAAAAGCAACAGAGGGUCCUGUGGCACCUUUAAGACUAACAGAUGUAUUGGAACAUAAGCUUUCGUGGGUGAAUACCCACUUCGUCAGACGCAUGUAAUGGAAAUUUCCAGAGGCAGGUAUAAAUAUGCAGGCAAGAAUCAGUCUGGAGAUCUUUACUGUUAAGUGCUUAUGUAUCAAAUAGCUAUGCAACCUGUCGAUCUUUAAAUAAAUGUUUUUUAAAAUCU
Messenger RNA from Malaclemys terrapin pileata, 5350 nucleotides. Its product is annotated as serine protease FAM111A-like. Bases 79 to 2130 code for a protein of 683 amino acids. The record is from RefSeq and is a predicted model, not a curated record. The transcript is spliced from 4 exons. Lineage: Eukaryota; Metazoa; Chordata; Testudines; Emydidae.